GGUAGCUUCUCUUUGAUUGAGCGUGUCAUCCUUAGUGCAGGGGCCAUGUUAAUGGGGGGCGCCGCUGCGCGGCAGGCUGGCAGAGGCGGCGAGCUCGCUGACACUCGCCAACCGCCUCGCCUUGUACUCUUACUGUGUCGACUCAGCGUUAUCCCAGACCACGCCCUGGCAGCUACCAUCCUAGUAUCAGUGCCUUUCAGGUCGCCACGACGCGAAUGUAGGCGUCUGGACGGAUUUUUUGGCGACAAGAUGUACGGACGGAAGGCUCUUCAGUGCAGACCCGCAGUUGUCGGACGCUCAAGUCGAACAUCUUGCCCACCUCUUCAAUGAUAGCGCGAAGCCACACUAUCACAGUAUCAGUGUCGACUUCAAAGACCUCUUUCUUGGAAGCACCCGCAAAGGCAAACAACCAUGGAAAAGCUACCCGCCUUACACAUCAUGUUCCUCUAGAGAGACGCCACAACGCUCGACAGGCUCUGGAUUGCUCCUAGUCCCGUAAAAGCGGCAGUCAAUACCUCAAUACCUUUUUCAUAAUCUUUAAUUUAAGUUCUUUCCUCUACAUCUAGGGCGAUUAUUGUUCUCGUGUCUUUAGAAGCGUUCGCCUAAUCACCUCGGGUAAUGUCAAGUGAUAUGUAUGACCACCUGUUCGGCAUAGCGUUUAUGUGUACACUACGUGGCCUUACCGGAAACCAAUG
Messenger RNA from Alternaria rosae, 695 nucleotides. RefSeq lists its product as uncharacterized. The record is from RefSeq and is a predicted model, not a curated record. Lineage: Eukaryota; Fungi; Ascomycota; Dothideomycetes; Pleosporales; Pleosporaceae. Bases 46 to 330 code for a protein of 94 amino acids. The transcript has a single exon.